This is a messenger RNA of Pomacea canaliculata, 1385 nucleotides long. RefSeq names its product C-type mannose receptor 2-like. Lineage: Eukaryota; Metazoa; Mollusca; Gastropoda; Architaenioglossa; Ampullariidae. The record is from RefSeq and is a predicted model, not a curated record. The transcript has 10 exons. The coding region runs from base 105 to 1385 and encodes 426 amino acids.
CUGUCAGAAUUCACACUCUAAAUUAUUUUAUUGUAUAACGGACGAAAAAUGUUUUGUAUUUCAUGCUAAACAUUUUAGUUCCUUCUUUUCAACCCUAGAAAAAGAUGCUUCGGUUGGUUGUCAUCGUUGCAGCUUCAGUUAUCCUGUUCUUUUCUGGUGUUGACGCAGCUAGGGUAACAGAACCCUGUGACUACGGAUGGAGUCCUUUCAACUCUGCUUGUUACCAUAUUUUCAUGGAAAGGAUGAACUGGUCAGCAGCUAGUUCAAGUUGUCAGGAAAAGGACGCUGAUCUAUUGUUUUUGAACCCUAGUGAUAGUGUGAAAAUGUUAUACAUAAAUCAGCAGACAGAAAGCGUGAUCAAACAGAUGACCUGGUGGGUUACCUUUGAAAUGAAGUCACUUGAAGGCACCUUGGUAUCUAUUCCUGUCAACUCUUCUUCCACGGGCCAUAUCUCCCUGUGGAAACCAAACUACCCCAGCAACCAAGACAAUUACGACUGUGCAUUAAUGGAUCCUGACGGUCUUCUCUAUGAUGCUUCAUGCAGCUCUUCAAACUUCUUCAUCUGUGAAAAGCAUUUAGAUAACUCAAACAAGAUGAAGGAGUGUGAGAGUGGCUGGAUCCCAGUAGCCUCCUCUUGCUACAAGCUGUCGACAGUCCAAAGAAAUUGGUUUGGUGCCCUGAGGAUUUGCAGUGCAUAUGACGCUGACCUCAUGUCUGUGAACUCUGUACAGGAACUGCUGCAGAUAAAAAAGGAGAUAGGACUUGAAAGGACAGCAUCACGUUGGUGGGUAGGCUUACAGAAGAUGCCGUGGCAGUGGCUCAAAGAACCCUCGCCAUACAAGAUGUUCAUACCAUGGGAAAUAGGUGAGCCAAACGACGUCAAAGGCAAUGGGAACUGCGUGGAACUAACCCUUGGAGGACUCUUGAAUGAUGCGUCCUGCGACACUUCUGUUCGAUAUAUCUGUGAAAAAUCUAUGAAUAAAGAGAACUGCAGUACUGAGUCGGCUGGCAUGUCCUCUUGCUACACCGUUUCCACAAAGAAAACGAAUUAUCGUGAAGCUAAAGCAAACUGCCUCGCAGAUGGCGCCAACUUGCUGUCCAUUGGCUCAGCUAAAGAACUGCUGCAAGUACGGAAGGAGAUGAAACGAAGAGAACGUGAAUCACACUGGUGGGUAGGACUUCGGAAGAACAUGUCAUCAAACAACACGUGGAAAUGGCUUGAAGAGCCCCCAUCUUUGACACCACUAGUAAUAUUGUGGGAUGUGAAUCAACCAGACAACACUCGCAAUAUGGAGAAUUGCGCUGAGAUGCUUACUAGCGGAUUCAUGAACGACGUGGACUGUUUCAACAAUCGACCAUACAUCUGUGAAAAAACAUAUCAGUAA